AUGACAUCACCCAGCCACUACUCCUCUGCUCCAGUCUCCAAAUUCCUCCUCAUUUGCUUCCCUAACUACCAGAGCUGGCAGCACUGGCUGGCCUUACCCUUCAGCUUCCUCUUCCUCCUGGCCAUGGGGGCCAACACCACCCUCCUGAUCACCAUCCGGCUGGAGGCCUCUCUGCACGAGCCCAUGUGCUACCUGCUCAGCCUCCUCUCCCUGCUGGACGUGGUGCUCUGCCUCACCGUCAUCCCCAAGGUCCUGGCCAUCUUCUGGUUUGACCUUAGGUCCAUCAGCUUCUCUGCCUGCUUCCUCCAGAUGUUCAUCAUGAGCAGCUUCCUCCCCAUGGAGUCCUGCACAUUCAUGGGCAUGGCCUAUGACCGCUAUGUGGCCAUCUGCCACCCACUACGGUACCCAUCCAUCACCUCUGGCCAAUUUGUGGCCAAGGCUAGUGCUUUCAUCAUAGCUCGGAAUGCUUUGCUGCUUUCACCUGUUCCUCUUCUCUCUGCCCGGCUCUGCUAUUGUGGGAAAAAUGUCAUUGAGAACUGCAUCUGUGCCAACCUGUCUGUGUCCAGACUCUCCUGUGACAGUAUCACCAUGAACAGAAUCUAUCAGCUUGUGGCUGGUUGGACUUUACUAGGCUCAGAUUUCAUCCUCAUCUUCAUCUUAAGAGCUGUGUUCAAGCUCAAGACCGAGGGGGCUGCUGUCAAGGCUCUGAGCACGUGUGGCUCCCACUUCAUCCUCAUUCUCGUCUUCAGCACCAUCCUUCUGGUUGUGGUGUUGACAAAUGUGGCCAGAAAGAAGGUCCCCAUGGACAUCCUCAUCCUGCUCAAUAUCCUUCAUCACCUCAUACCCCCUGCCUUGAACCCUAUUGUAGAUGGGUUUCAAACCAAAGAGUUAAAGCAGGGGUUUCAGAAGUUGUUGCAGAGGGGAUUUUAA
Messenger RNA from Capra hircus (goat), 930 nucleotides. RefSeq names its product olfactory receptor 56A1-like. Gene Ontology annotation, biological process: G protein-coupled receptor signaling pathway. The record is from RefSeq and is a predicted model, not a curated record. NCBI's taxonomy places the organism in Eukaryota, Metazoa, Chordata, Mammalia, Artiodactyla, Bovidae. Gene Ontology annotation, molecular function: G protein-coupled receptor activity; olfactory receptor activity. Gene Ontology annotation, cellular component: membrane. The coding region runs from base 1 to 930 and encodes 309 amino acids. The transcript has a single exon.